CUCCACUGAUGUACCACGUCGUUUGCCCGUAUUUUUGCACUCGAAAGUUUUUUUGUUUUUUUUUAAUGACUCUCCGCCUCUGGAUAUUUUCUGGGUCAGAUGGAGUUUAGUGCAACAGGCAACCAUUUUUGGACGAUUCGAACUUUUACACCCCAUAUUUUACAUCACGACCUAUAGAGACAGAGGGAGGCGACGGUUGAAGCGCUGGUGUUCGGCAGCCAUCUUUGGAGCUGCUGGGACUGGGAAUCACACACUUCCAGGGUGGGGAUUUUUCUUUUUAAUAACAAAUCAUCGGGAUUUUAUCGACUGACAGUGGUAAGAACAACCGGAAUUCGGCGCCGGAAAGUACGGGACAGGGAAUGAAACGUGGAAAAAGACUUUAAUACUUCCACGGUGUGUGCGAAUUAAAUUAUACGGUUUUCACGGAGGAGCUGAAGUCUGGCCUGUCAACAGUAGAUGAACCACAAGUGGGAGCUCCCAAGUCGCUGUCGCAGUCCCAGAUAGUUGCUGGCGACGGCGACAUCGCCCCUAAUCCCACACUAUGCCAAACAGCAACAGGGCCGGGAACCUGAAGGACCCCGACAUUGCUGAACUGUUCUUCAAAGAGGACCCAGAAAAGUUCUUCACAGAUCUUCGAGAGAUUGGCCAUGGGAGCUUUGGUGCUGUGUACUAUGCACAAGAUGCGCGGACAGGUGAGGUGGUGGCCAUCAAGAAGAUGUCGUACAGUGGAAAGCAGUCCACUGAGAAGUGGCAAGACAUAAUCAAGGAGGUCAAAUUCCUGCAGAAGAUACAACAUCCUAACAGUAUAGAGUAUAAAGGAUGUUACUUAAGAGAGCACACAGCCUGGCUCGUGAUGGAGUACUGUCUGGGCUCUGCUUCAGAUUUGUUAGAAGUUCACAAGAAACCCCUGCAAGAAGUUGAAAUAGCUGCAAUUACCCAUGGUGCACUUCGAGGGUUAGCGUAUCUGCAUUCUCACAAUAUGAUUCAUAGAGACAUUAAAGCAGGAAACAUCUUGCUGACAGAACCAGGCCAGAUAAAACUUGCUGAUUUUGGUUCAGCCUCCAUUGCCUGUCCUGCCAACUCCUUUGUAGGGACUCCAUAUUGGAUGGCCCCAGAAGUGAUAUUAGCCAUGGAUGAAGGUCAGUAUGAUGGAAAAGUGGACAUUUGGUCUUUGGGAAUCACCUGCAUCGAAUUAGCUGAAAGAAAGCCACCACUUUUCAACAUGAAUGCAAUGAGUGCCUUAUAUCAUAUAGCACAGAAUGAGAGCCCUGUUCUACAGUCAAAUGAAUGGACAGAUUAUUUCCGGAACUUUGUAGAUUCUUGUCUUCAGAAAAUUCCUCAGGAUAGACCAAACUCAGAAGAGCUACUAAAGCAUGCCUUUGUCCAGCGUGAACGACCAGAAUCAGUUUUAAUAGACCUGAUAAGUCGGACUAAAGAUGCCGUGCGGGAGCUGGACAAUCUUCAGUAUCGCAAAAUGAAGAAGAUCUUGUUCCAAGAAACCCAUAAUGGCAUUGCAGCUGAGGCACAAGAGGAAGAAGAGGAGCCAGAACACAAUGUGGGUAGGACGGGUACAGUAAACAGUGUAGGAAGCAACCAGUCCAUUCCGAGCAUGUCAAUCAGUGCCAGUUCACAGAGCAGCUCCGUCAACAGUCUGACAGAUGCAGGCGACGAUAAGAGUGAGUUUGGCAUAGAGGGAGACCACACAGUCAUGUCCAGCACUUCGGUCAUACAUCUUAAACCAAAUGAAGAUGCUUAUAACCAAGAGGCAGAACCUCAUGCCAGACAAACUGAACCACAGUCACCACCUGCCCACACUUCACAGCCAAGACGGAACCGGGAACACUUUGCAACUAUUCGCACAGCCUCUGUGCUGACUCGACAAAUAAAGGAGCAUGAGCAGGAUUCAGAAUUAAGAGAACAAAUACUCGGCUACAAGCGCAUGCGACGGCAGCACCAGAAACACCUGAUGGCUCUGGAAAACAAGCUGAAGGCCGAGAUGGACGAGCACAGACUUCGUCUGGACAAGGAGUUGGAAAACCAAAGGAACAGCUUUGCCCAGGAAAUGGAUAAGCUGAUCAGAAAGCACCAGGCAUCAAUGGAGAAAGAUGCAAAAACCUUUAAUCAGGAUGAAAAGAAGUUCCAGCAGCAUAUCUUGAGUCAGCAGAAGAAGGAACUUCAUAGCUUUUUAGAAUCCCAGAAACGAGAGUACAAGCUACGGAAAGAACAACUGAAAGAGGAACUAAAUGAAAAUCAAUCAACACCCAAGAAAGAAAAACAGGAGUGGUUGUCUAAGCAGAAAGAAAACUUCCAGCACUUCCAGGCUGAGGAGGAGGCCAACCUUCAACGCCGACAAAGACAGUACUUGGAAUUGGAGUGCCGCAGGUUUAAGCGUAGGAUACUGAUCGCUCGCCACAAUGUGGAGCAGGACUUAGUGCGAGAGGAGCUAAACAGACGUCAGACACAAAGAGACUUGGAACAUGCCAUGCUCCUUCGGCACCAUGAGUCCAUGCAGGAGCUAGAGUGUCGUCAGCUCAACACAGUCCAAAAGACGAGAGCUGAGCUGAUCAAACUGCAGCACCAAACAGAGCUCAUUAACCAGCAGGAGUACAACAAAAGGAGAGAAAGGGAACUGAGACGCAAACAUGUGAUGGAGGUUCGCCAGCAGCCCAAAAGCCUUAAGUCCAAAGAGCUUCAGAUCAAAAAACAGUUCCAGGACACGUGUAAGAUCCAGACCAGGCAAUAUAAAGCGCUGAGGAACCAUCUGUUGGAGACCACACCAAAAUCAGAGCACAAGGCUGUCCUCAAACGGCUACAGCUUGAGCAGCACCGCAAACUGGCCAUCUUGGCAGAGCAGUACGACCACUCCAUCAAUGAGAUGCUCUCUACACAGGCACUCCGUUUGGAUGAGACUCAGGAGUCUCAGUGCCAAGGCCUUCGAAUGCAGCUACAGCAAGAGUUGGAGCUUCUCAACGCCUACCAGAGCAAGAUCAAGAUGCAGACAGAUGCUCAGCAUGAUCGUGAGAAAAAAGGCCUAGAGCAGAGGGUGUCACUUAGAAGGGCCCUGCUGGAACAGAAGAUUGAGGAAGAGAUGGUCUCCCUGCAGAACGAACGCUUGGAACGAAUACGAAGCCUCUUGGAACGCCAGGCCAGAGAAGUUGAAGCUUUUGACUCAGAGAGUAUGCGUCUGGGUUUUAGUAAUAUGGUGCUCUCAAACAUAUCCCCUGAGGCUCUCAGAGGGUAUGAUAGUUUUCCUGGACCUUUAGAGAAUUGGAGUCAUCAUCAUCAUCACCACCAACAUCAUCAGCAGCAGCAGCCGCCGCCACAGCAGCAGUCCCAAUACCGCUCAUCUGGAGUUUUCCAAAGACCGCAGCGUGUCAGUGGCAGUCCGGGUGGGGCUGUGCAGCAGGUCUGGGCACCAGGCAUGGAAGCAGGUGGGGGUCCAUUGCUUUGGGGGCAGUCUUCUGCAGGAGGCCUGAUGUCCCGCAGUGGUGUAGGUGCACAGAACAGCCCCCAGGUAAUUGGAAGGACACAAUCAGGAGGUCGCAGUGAACAGAACAUGACCAGGAGUACCAGUGUCACAUCGCAAAUAUCUAAUGGGUCGCACAUCUCCUACACGUAGAUCCACUGCCCACUGUGGGCUGUGAAGGUUUCAAGUGUGGAGAUGUGGAAUCCAUCAAACAUGUUAGGAAAAGAGUUUUAGUGAAGCUCUGCUGCUUUUCUCUGUCUUUUCCUGGGGCUGUUCAUUGUAAUGUGUACAGUCACAAAUGUGUGUAUAUUGCUCAGGUCAUAUGGGUUGUAAAAGACAAAGCCUACCUACACAACAGGCAAUUAGCACACACAAUAGACUCUUAAUGUAACCUGUUUCUAUUCUACCAUCUGGGAGCAGGACAAUGAGACUCACUGAAAAUAUGGCUACUGACAGGCACAGUAAGGAGAACAGAUUCUAACCAUAAACCGUGAAAUCCACAUCUGGCCAAGUUGAGACUCCUCCUCCAAAGUUCAUAGGGAGAAAUAUCAAUAUGAGCUUCCACAGACACAGUAGCUUCUGCUUUGUUUAGUCUGUGGUGCUUGAGAAAACGUUGAGCCAACGGCGUCAAACAUCACAAGUCACAAGAUAAAACCUUAUCCCCGGUGUACUCAGGGUUACUUUGAUGGGGUGAAGCCAUUAGAAAAAUGCAUUACAGCUUUGAAAUGGUUCGUUAUUCCCUAAAGCCAUGUUUAUGUCCUAGCAAGAACUAAGAGCUGGAAAUGACACAGGUGGGAAUCCUGUCUGCCAUGCAGUUGCUCCUGGGUUUAAAUCCAUCUGCCAUUAAAACUCCUCACCUCCAAGCCUGUGCCCAAUACUGCUGUGGCAGCCCCUUAUAAGGGACAAGCUAAAAGUCUUUCAGAUGUUGAAAAAAAAAAUAAUAAUAAUAAUAAUAACACUACAUGCAACUCCUGUUUUAGAGUUGGUACAGUUAAGUAUUCUAAAUUUAUAUUUACAUUGAUAUUUGUGAUUCACAGAAGUUACAAAGAGAUGUGAUAAAAGUACGUUUCCUGAAAAGAAAAUCAAUUAAGAAGAAAGAUGGCGGUUGUCUUUCAUCAGCCUGUUUUAUUUGGAGACUCUAUCCAUCCAAAAUCUGUGAAUCAAAAAA
This is a messenger RNA of Cynoglossus semilaevis (tongue sole), 4634 nucleotides long. It is a transcript of the gene taok1a, whose product is annotated as TAO kinase 1a. The record is from RefSeq and is a predicted model, not a curated record. Gene Ontology annotation, cellular component: cytoplasm. Bases 542 to 3619 code for a protein of 1025 amino acids. Gene Ontology annotation, biological process: regulation of cytoskeleton organization; protein phosphorylation. Gene Ontology annotation, molecular function: protein serine/threonine kinase activity; ATP binding. Lineage: Eukaryota; Metazoa; Chordata; Actinopteri; Pleuronectiformes; Cynoglossidae. The transcript is spliced from 20 exons.